AUGGCCAGUGGACUCGCCCGGCCGCUAGCUGAGGUACUACUGUACACUGUACACGCAACGCAAUCGCGACGAGACCCCAGCAGCCCAAUCCUUUCACUGUCUAUCGAAUUGAGGCCAGUGGGUAACUUUGCUGUUGUCAACAAUCGCUACUGGCGGCGAUGUUUACUCAGUCCUGCACCACGAAGAAGCCUUUGUAUUUUCCUCUUUUCAUACUGGAUUAGCCUGCACACUGCCUCAGCUGGCCUCAUGAGCAGCAGCAGUAACGACCUGCACCACCGCUACCACCGCCAUCUCCUUCCGUUACAUCCACCACCACCACGCGCGUGUCGACUUUGA
Messenger RNA from Pyricularia pennisetigena, 336 nucleotides. RefSeq lists its product as uncharacterized. NCBI's taxonomy places the organism in Eukaryota, Fungi, Ascomycota, Sordariomycetes, Magnaporthales, Pyriculariaceae. The transcript has a single exon. Bases 1 to 336 code for a protein of 111 amino acids. The record is from RefSeq and is a predicted model, not a curated record.